Dipodomys spectabilis (banner-tailed kangaroo rat) is the source of this 1420-nucleotide messenger RNA. RefSeq names its product THAP domain containing 6 (gene Thap6). NCBI's taxonomy places the organism in Eukaryota, Metazoa, Chordata, Mammalia, Rodentia, Heteromyidae. The coding region runs from base 104 to 634 and encodes 176 amino acids. The record is from RefSeq and is a predicted model, not a curated record. The transcript has 5 exons.
CGGGGCGACCGGAUAUCCGGUUCCCGGGGCGACGAGGCGGAAGUGGCAGAAGACGCCAAUCUCCGUGGUCGCUGCGAACGCUCUGUUAUGAGUUGCUAAAACCAUGGUGAAAUGUUGUUCGGCCAUUGGGUGUGCUUCCCGCUGUUUGCCAAAUUCCAAGUUAAAAGGACUGACAUUUCAUGUAUUCCCCACAGAUGAAAACAUCAAAAGAAAGUGGGUAUUAGCAAUGAAAAGACUUGAUGUGAAUGCUGCAGGCAUUUGGGAGCCUAAAAAAGGAGACGUUUUGUGUUCGAGACACUUUAAGAAGACAGAUUUUGACAGAAGUGCUCCAAAUAUUAAAUUAAAACCUGGAGUCAUCCCUUCUAUCUUUGAUUCCCCAUAUCACUUACAGGAAAAAAGAGAAAAGCUUCACUAUAGAAAGAACUUCACCAUCAAAACCCUACCAGUCACAAAUCACAAUCGCCAGGUUGGUGCUCCAUCAUAUACUGAAGAAUUCCAAUCCCAAUUCAUUUUUAAAGUACUAUUGCCGAGUCUACUCAAGAGGCGGAAAUCAGCAGGAUUGAGGCCAGCCUGGUCAAAAGUUAACAAGACUCCAUAUCAACAAAACAAACCCAGUUUGGUGGUAUGCUUCUGAAAUCCCAGUUUCACAGGAGGUGUAGGUAGCAGGAUCAUGGUCCAAGGACACCCAUAUGGGGGACUCUGUUUGAAAAAUAACUGAAGAUAAAAGGAGGUCUGGCCUAUGUGGUAGACCAUUGGCUCGCAAGUGCAAGGCCUGAGUUCAAACUGCCUGUGCUGUGCUCUCCACCCCACCCCCCAGAAACACUUGAUUGCUGAUGCUUAAAAACAUACAGAAUGUAAACUGGGUAUCAGUGAACUCAUGCCUGUAAUUGUAACUACUGAAGAGGCUGAGAUCUGAGGAUCAAGAUUGGAAGCCAUCCUAUGAAGACUAAUUCAAGAAAAUCUUAUCUCCAGAUAACCAGCAAAAAGCUGAAAAUGGAGACAUGGCUUAAAUGUCAGAGUGCCAGCUGUGACCAAAAAAGUGUAUUGGGAGCAUGAAGAUCUGAGUUCAAGCCCCAAUACUGACAUGCAUACACAUGCCAAAAAAAAAAAAAGGGAGAAGAAAUCAUUAAAAAUAAAUAAUGGUUGGUCUUCUGGUAGACAUAGUAAUUAGGAGAUUAGACUUUUCCAGGGCUUUAUUUAUAGAAAUAGGUACAUAAAACAGACAUUUUAGAAAAACUUCUUACCAAAUAUACAAAGACUAUAUCUUAGUUAUAAGUCUCAGAAACAGCUUCUCUCCUAAUGUCUUAUUAAAUGACUGAAAUUUAAAAACAUCAUACCAUGAUUAGAAUAAAAAUUGUUAAUCCAGCUAGGCGCCAGUGGCUCACACCUGUAAUCUAGCUACUCAGGUGGAUAAGCUCUG